UUAAAUUCUAGGAUUAAAGAGCUUACAUAUCAAAACAACUCACUUAAAACCCAAUUAAAAUCUGAUGGACUAAUCUUAGCCAAGAUCCUAAAUCAAAGGCAUACUUAUGGCUCAAAGUCAGCCCUAGGUUAUUAAUUUGAUUUUACAUAUGGGAAGGGGAACUCAACGCUUAACUUCAAACUCUUUUCUUUUUGGAAAUAAAUGUUUUUCUUCCUUAUACCCAAUUGGUUUAUUAGUUUAUACCAUAAAUAUUAAAAAGAUUAAAUGGGGAUGAUAAUAAUGAGAACAAUGAGUUCUUAAAUCAAACAAAUUUAAAAAAGGAAAUGGCGAAAAGUAAUUUCCAGUCAUAUGAUGUGGAAAACAAAGUUAAGGAUCAAUCUUUUUAUCUUACAAAAGAUAAAAAUUGUGAUGACAAAUCACCAAAAAAGCCAAUCUCCGCCAAUAUUUGUUACAAUUUAGUAGACGACCUAAAUGGAUCUCAGGAUUUAUCACCACAAUCUAUAUCAUUAGAUGUUGAUAUCGUGACUUCUUCUACUAAACUGCCCCCGGAACAAAUGAGUCAAAAAUCACAAUUCAUUUUUACCGGUAACCAUAAUGGAAUGAUACAAAAUGAUUUAGAUUGUUUGCCUAAAAAUGACCAAGAUCCACUUUUGCUUGACACGGUCGAUGACUUGUUACAAAAUGAUAAACAUAUCUUAAAUAAAAGCGAAAUUAUUACUCUUUGGAACCAGCGUGAAUCUAGUCCUAUUUUGACUACAUUUAAUGAUAAAUAUUCGAAUAAAAGUAAAAUAAUCACCAGAAAAAAUCAUAAUGAAUUGGACAUUAUUCUUAAGAAAUGGCAAACUGUGCCCAUUCAUUUAGAAACAAAGGUGAUAAAUCCUCCUUUACAUAAUUAUUACGAAUGCCAAUUUCAAAAAAAUAAUUUUUCGCCUCAGCACACUAGAUUAUAUCACGAUGCUGAAGACGGGGAACCAGAAAUUUCUGAAGAUAUAAAAAAAUAUGAUGAUAAUAUUCAGGGAGAGGAUUAUAUGUUGGGGGUGUUUGCUAAGCCGAAUAAAAAUGAUGAUGAAGGCUUUAUAUCGAAACAAAAUCAAAUAAAGAGGCAAAAUGGCAGCCAUGAUUACAAAGCGACAAAGAAAAAAGAUACCAAAUGCGAUUCAUCUUCAUCACGAUUAGAUUUAAAAAGAUCAAAAAAGCUCUCUCUAUCUCAAUGUUAUCGACAAACUAAGGUUCCCCAAUAUUAUGGCAAUCAUCGUAAUAGGCACAGUUUUAUCGAUGAAGAAUUGAGCAUUAAGGAAGACAGUAAUAUUAAUAAAGAGAAUGUUAUCUUUUUGAAAAUGGAUCAUGGUUACAAUAAUAUUCGAAAGGCACUCCAAUUCAAUUAUUCGGACAAAAUGUUAGACAUUUUAAAUUUCGAGAAAAAUAAAAUCAACUCAGAUAAAGAAGGGGCAAAUAUUGCUAGUGUUAAUACAUAUGAUGAUAAAGUAAAGGAAGAAGCUAUUAACCAAUCAUCAUACUCUGUGAGAAAAGAUAAUCAAUGUACAAAUUGCCCCAAUAAAUUUGAGUUCGACAAUCGAGAAGACGAAAAAGUCAAAAGAUCAGCUUACCAAGAAACAAGAAUAGCUCUUGCUGUAAUGGAUCCUAAUGAUAGUUUUGACGUCCCCCCUAUGAAAACCUUACCAAAAUACAAAUUCAUUGACGAGGACAGAAUUCGCAAAAAUUCACAAAAAGCUAAAUUUAACUCAUAUGCAUGCAAUGAAUGCAAGGAAUAUUACCAAUUCAAAGUAAACAAUAACAACGAUGUCAUCGUUCAUGAUGAAUUCCAUGACCAAAUUGCAUAUCAAUACGAAAAUUUUGAAAACUUUUUAAAAAAGAAUGGAUGCAAGCAUAGGAGUAGAUACUUAGCUCCAUCAACUCCUGAACAUUUUUGGUCAAUUGGAAUGCCUAGUACACAAGAAUGUAAGAAAAGAGGCUAUUUAAAUGACACUUUAAAGCACUCUGAUUUGCAGGCUCUAGAAAAAAAAGAGGGACAAUCAAAUUUUUAUCAUUAUAAUAUAUGAGAUUUAC
Molecule: messenger RNA, 2067 nt
Organism: Gordionus sp. m RMFG-2023
Lineage: Eukaryota; Metazoa; Nematomorpha; Gordioida; Chordodea; Parachordodidae
Exons: 6
Coding region: 324-2060 (578 amino acids)
Biological process (GO): DNA double-strand break processing involved in repair via single-strand annealing; DNA repair
Molecular function (GO): damaged DNA binding
Source: RefSeq, a predicted model, not a curated record